Messenger RNA from Paramisgurnus dabryanus, 3549 nucleotides. RefSeq names its product NLR family CARD domain-containing protein 3-like. Gene Ontology annotation, molecular function: protein binding. The record is from RefSeq and is a predicted model, not a curated record. NCBI's taxonomy places the organism in Eukaryota, Metazoa, Chordata, Actinopteri, Cypriniformes, Cobitidae.
GAAGUUGAGUACAAAAUCAUCUCUGUAAUGAAGAAUGAGUUAAACAGUUUGAAGAAAAUGUUAAAUCCAGAUUACCCAGAAUCUUCUGAGAGAAAGGAGGAGGAUGAUGAUAAGAGUCAUAGCAGAUUUAGAGAGGCGUUUCUUAAGAUCACACUGCACAUCCUGAGGAAGAUGAAGCAGACAGACCUCGCAAACACACUACAGACCAAACUGAUGCCCACAUAUCAACAAAAGCUCAAAUCCAGACUAAAGGAGAAGUUUCAGAGAAUUAAUGAAGGUAUCUCUAGUCAUGGGGACUCAACACAUUUGAAUAAGAUCUACACAGAACUUUACAUCACAGAGGGAGGGAGUGGAGAGAUUAAUACUGAACAUGAAGUGAGACAGAUUGAGACAUCAUCCAGGAGACCAGAGACAGAGGAGAGACCGAUCAAAUGCACUAAUAUAUUUAAAGCGUUACCUGGGCAAGACAAAGCCAUAAGAACUGUGCUGACUAAAGGAGUUGCUGGAAUUGGAAAAACCGUCUCUGUACAGAAGUUCAUUCUGGACUGGAGUGACGGUAAAGAAAAUCAGGACAUUCAUUUCGUAUUUCCAUUUACUUUCAGAGAGCUGAAUUUGAUUGAUAAAAAUCUCAGUCUUAUGGAACUUAUGAAUCACCUUUACAUAGAAACAAAACAACUAAAAUCAAGAGAUUUUGACGACUAUAAAGUAAUGUUUAUAUUUGAUGGUCUGGAUGAGUGUCGGCUACAUCUGAAUUUCCACAACAAUCCGACUUUGUCUGAUGUAACCCAAUCAACCUCAUUGGAUGUUCUGGUGACAAACCUCAUCAAGGGGAAUCUACUUCCUUCUGCACUGAUCUGGAUAACCUCACGACCAGCAGCAGCCAAUCAGAUCCCUCCCGAGUGUGUCGACCAAGUCACGGAGGUACGAGGAUUCAAUGACCCUCAGAAGGAAGAAUAUUUCCGAAAAAGAAUAUGUGAUAAGAUCCUGUCUGAUAAAAUCAUCAGACACAUCCGAUUAUCAAGAAGUCUGUACAUCAUGUGUCACAUCCCGGUCUUCUGCUGGAUUUCAGCCACUGUUCUAGAGAGAAUGUUGAGUGAAGCAGAGAAUAAAGUAGAGAUCCCCAAGACUCUCACUCAAAUGUUCACACACUUCCUAAUCUAUCAGACCAAACUGAAGAGUCAGAAGUAUGAUGGAAAACAUGAAAUUGAUCGUGAUCAGGCUAGAAAGAGCAUUUUGUCACUAGGAAAGCUGGCUUAUGAGCAGUUGGAGAAAGGGAAUCUGAUCUUCUAUGAGGAGGACCUAAAAGAGUGUGGCAUUGAUGUGAGAGAAAUGUCAGUGUAUUCCGGAGUUUGUACUCAGGUCUUCAGAGAGGAGCAUGGACUUCACCUGGGGAAAGUGUUCAGUUUUGUACAUCUGAGCAUUCAGGAGUUUCUGGCUGCUUUAUUUAAGAUGUUGUGCUUCUUUGAAACUUUAAAACAAACCUCAGGACUCUGGAAUAUGUCCAGGACAAAUUUGACAGAUUUACUGAAGCAUGAAGUGGACAAGUCUUUACAGAGUGAGAACGGACAAUGGGACCUUUUCCUCCGAUUCCUUCUGGGUCUCACACUGAAAUCUAACCAGAUUCUAUUACAAGGCCUCCUGAAAAAGACAGUAAACAGCUCUCAAAGCAUUAAGGACACAACUGCUUACAUUAAAGAGAAGAUCAGGGAGAAUCAAUCUCCAGAGAAAUCCAUCAAUUUGUUUCAUUGUCUGAAUGAACUGAACGAUCAGUCUCUAGUGCAGGACAUCCAGUCAUAUCUGAGCAGAAGACGUGGGAGUCGUCUCUUUGGAGUCAAACUGUCUCCUGCUCAGUGGUCGGCCCUGGUGUUUGUGUUGCUGAACUCGGAAAAGGAGCUGGAUGAAUUUAAAUUGAGUAAAUAUGAUCCAUCAGAAGAAUGUCUUCUGAGACUGCUGCCAGUGGUCAAAGCAUCCAAAAAAGCUGACUUUUCCAGUUGUGAUAUUACAAACAAAGGUUGUGCUACUCUGGCUUCAGUUCUGAGAUCAAACCCCUCACACCUAACGGAACUCAAUUUGUCUGUGAAUAAUCUUGGAGAUUCAGGAGUAAAGCUGCUCUCUACUGCACUGGAGGAGUCACACUGUAAACUAGAGAAAUUACAGCUUUUCAGCUGUGGUAUUACAGAUGAAGGUUGUGCUGCUCUGGCUUCAGCUCUGAGAUCAAACCCCUCACAUCUAAGGGAACUUGAUCUAUCCAAGAAUACACCAGGAGAUUCAGGAGUGAAUCUGCUCUCUGGUCUACUGAAGAACCCUCUCUGUAAACUGGAGAAACUAGAUCUGGGCUACUGCAGUAUUACAGAUAAAGGUUGUGCUGCUCUGGCUUCAGCUUUAAGAUCAAACCCAUCACACCUGAGACAACUGAAUCUGAACUAUAAUAAACUAGGAGAUUCAGGAGUUAAGCUGAUCGCUGCUGGACUGGAAAAUCCUCACUGUAAACUAGAGAAACUAGAUCUGGAGUUCUGCAGUAUUAGAGAUGAAGGUUGUGUUGCUCUGACUUCAGCUCUGAGAUCAAACCCAUCACACCUGAGACAACUGAAUUUGUCUGAUAAUAAACUAAGAGAUUCGGGAGUGAAGCUGAUCUCUGAUGUACUGAAGAAUCCUGAAUGUAAACUGGAGAAAUUACAGCUUUACAGCUGUGGGGUUACAGAUGAAGGUUGUGUUGCUUUGGCUACAGCUCUGAGAUCAAACCCCUCACAUCUGACAGACCUGAAUCUCAGCUUUAAUAAAUUAGGAGAUUCAGAAGUAAAGCUGCUCUCUGCUCUACAAAGGGAUCCAAAAUGUAAACUGGAGACAUUGAGGAUUUGAUGAUCAGAUAUUCAUGGUGGCAACUCUGAAAACUGGUAAAUCAAAACAACUGCUGCAUGUCCUGAACAUAGACUGUAAAAAAGAUGGACGACACAUCUCCAAAGACUUCCAUUUUAAAAAAGUAAUGCCAAAAUAUCUCAAAAAAGCUGCUGACAUCUUGAUCCGAUGAAGUCAUUUAGAGCCAGAGUCUGUGCAGUAGUGAUUAUGAGGUGGAGCCACUGUAUCAAGGCCUAGUUCAUUUACCCAUUUAACUCAAUCACAAACACACAAAUCAAGUCGUUUUUUAUAGAGGAUUGUAAGUGCAAAACAAAUGUUGGUUCAUUUAUAUUUAUUUAUUCAAGUGCAAAUAGUUUCCCUUGUUGGCAAAUGCUACAGAUACCAAUGUAUGAUGAUUAAAAAAUACACAUUUUCAAUGGCACAUUCGAUUAAAAAGAAUGAACAUCUAUAAAAUGUAUUCCCUAUAUAGCGAAUGCUAAAUUGUCCAUUAUAUAGGGAAGGAGUCAAUGAAAAUAAGUUAGCAACAGGCCUAUAGAAAACUGAUGUACAGUAAAUAUCAUGCGUCCGAGAGUGCUGUCACAGUUAUUCGUCAUAAACAUAAUGAUUAGCGUUAUGGAUUGUACUGUGAAAUCAUAAAGGUAAUUUUCUUACUUUUUGUCACAUUUGUCAUGGUUAUUGUAUUAGUUGAUAAUA